Messenger RNA from Osmerus eperlanus (European smelt), 2480 nucleotides. RefSeq names its product glycerol-3-phosphate dehydrogenase [NAD(+)], cytoplasmic. Gene Ontology annotation, molecular function: NAD binding; glycerol-3-phosphate dehydrogenase [NAD(P)+] activity; protein homodimerization activity. Gene Ontology annotation, cellular component: cytosol; glycerol-3-phosphate dehydrogenase (FAD) complex. The coding region runs from base 141 to 1196 and encodes 351 amino acids. The record is from RefSeq and is a predicted model, not a curated record. Gene Ontology annotation, biological process: carbohydrate metabolic process; glycerol-3-phosphate catabolic process. Lineage: Eukaryota; Metazoa; Chordata; Actinopteri; Osmeriformes; Osmeridae. The transcript has 8 exons.
UCUAGACAGUGCAAGUCGUUGUCUGUGUAUGAAGUUGAAGUGUGCAUAAUAGAUUUCUUACUGGCUUGCAUUGCACUGACUCCACGUUGUCGCCACUACGAUAACAAGAACUGUGAGAGGUUGGAUCACCGAGCAUUUCAAUGGCAAUUCCUAAGAAAAUCUGCAUUAUUGGCUCUGGCAAUUGGGGCUCUGCCAUUGCCAAGAUCAUUGGUGCAAAUGCUUCUCAAAACCCCAAUUUUGACAACACAGUUAAGAUGUGGGUUUUUGAGGAGAUGAUUGAUGGACGGAAACUGACUGAGAUCAUCAACACUGACCAUGAGAAUGUCAAGUACCUCCCUGGACGCAAACUUCCACCCAAUGUGUUGGCUGUUCCUGAUCUAGUGGAGGCCAGCAGUGAAGCAGACAUCCUGGUGUUUGUCAUCCCUCACCAGUUCAUAGGGCGAGUGUGUGACACCAUGAAGGGCAAGAUCAAGAGUGAUGCACUGGGGAUUUCCCUCAUCAAGGGUGUAGACGAGGGGCCUGAUGGACUGAAGCUCAUCUCUGAAGUGAUCCAAGACAAACUAGGGAUCGCUAUGAGUGUGCUCAUGGGUGCCAACAUAGCCAAUGAGGUCGCAGAUGAGAAGUUCUGUGAGACCACAAUCGGAUGUAAGAAUAAGAACAAUGGGGCUCUGUUGAAAGAGCUCUUGCAGACCAAAAACUUUCGGGUCACCGUGGUGGAGGAGUCUGAUGUGGUGGAGAUCUGUGGAGCCCUGAAGAACAUUGUGGCCGUGGGUGCAGGCUUCUGUGACGGUCUGGGCUUCGGGGACAACACUAAGGCAGCAGUGAUCCGGUUAGGCCUGAUGGAGAUGAUCGCCUUUGCUCGCAUAUUCUGCACCGCUGGGCCUGUUUCCUCGGCGACCUUUCUGGAGAGCUGUGGAGUUGCUGACCUUAUCACAACCUGCUAUGGAGGUCGCAACCGCAAGGUGGCUGAAGCGUUUGCAAAGACGGGAAAGUCAAUUGAAGAGUUGGAGAAGGAGAUGUUAAACGGGCAGAAACUCCAGGGACCAGCAACAGCAGCAGAAGUCCAUCUCAUCCUAAAGAACAAAAACCUGGUUGAUAAGUUCCCCCUGUUCAAUGCUGUGUACCAGAUAUGCUUCCAGGGGCGACCUGUCACAGAGUUCAUCAGCUGCUUGCAGAACCACCCAGAGCAUAUGUAAAUGACUAAGUGCCUUUAAAAUGGAGGAUCAUCCUUUUUAAUAACAGACUGAUAAAGCUACUCACAUCACGGCUCUGAUGCAUAAAGUAAACUCCCUCGUAAUGGUUUGAAGGGAAUAGUAAGUUCAUAUAGGACUGCAUUAGAGUAGUGGUGUGAAAUACCACUUCCUUUCUUUAUAAUUCUUUUUCAAAUCUGAAUUUUAAAAAAAUCACUCUUAGGCUGAACACGCACAUUGUUUUUCUUACCGUCCAAGGAAUAUGUCCUCGCUGUGUCUAAUGGCAAUUACUUUUAACUAGUUAAUUGUUUUUAUCUGAAUUGUCUAGUAUGUGCUGUUAUAAGUAUCUUAAUUCUGAGUGGGAGAUGUCUUAACUUGUACUGUAAGCAUUUAUAAAAUAGCAUAGCAACUGUUGACAAUGCAAGUGCCUUAAACUGUCACAUUGCUAAAAAAGUAUUGGCAGUUUUGUGGUUUGUGAAACCAAAGACCUCCUCUUAAAUUCCUUCUGUGAACACUAUAACCCGUGGCUUGUGUGUAAAAGAGUUUGUGAAAAGUAACAUUGCCUUUGCAGUAAAUGAUUGACAUCAAGUGCCAGUCCUCUUCAAUGGUCUGCUUACCAUCUCCCCAUAUGAUCAGGAAGGUAGCCAAUCCUUCUUUAGGGUAGCAUGGUCUAGGUGUACAGAUACAGCAAGCUAUUACUGUGGGAUCCCAGCACCGUAACGCAUGCUUUCCAAAUAAACUGUUGCCAUAUCAGGCUGUCAAUGCAUCAACCCCAUGGAACCAAAGCAACAUGAAACCUGGAGCUGACUAGCAGUGAGACAAAGGAGAUAAUGAAGACCAGCAGUUUACAAGGCUGUUUCGUGUAAACUUUAUUUUUUACAAGUCAUAAUCUCUCUGCCUUCUAACUAUAGACAUUCCAAGACAACAGUUGCUACAGCUUUAGCUACUAGCUUAGCUGGGUAGGUGGGACUAGACAAAUAGCAUGUGGAAUGCACGAGGAACUCGGGGACGAAGGGUGAUUCUUUGGUGGAGAGAGAGGUUUGCAACCGUAUGAAAGAUCAAGCCCUGCUGUAGUGGUUUAGCAAAAAAGACAAAUGCUUUGUCAUUACAGUUCUGAUAAUACCAUUCCAAAGAACUUGGAACUUGGCAAAAAGUAUUUGAGAAGCAAGGGAAAGCUGAGCUUUAUUACACAUCAUUAACUCAAAUGUAAAAAAAACAAACUGCAAAACUUAAAGUUCAUCUUACACAUCAAGCUUUUAAGUUUUAGAACUGUAAACUCGAUAUCUUUUU